This is a messenger RNA of Stegostoma tigrinum, 1843 nucleotides long. Its product is annotated as jerky protein homolog. Gene Ontology annotation, cellular component: nucleus. Gene Ontology annotation, molecular function: DNA binding. Lineage: Eukaryota; Metazoa; Chordata; Chondrichthyes; Orectolobiformes; Stegostomatidae. The record is from RefSeq and is a predicted model, not a curated record.
AUGGCAUCUAAGAAAAGUGCAGCAAAACGUAAGCAUGUUACACUUACAAUCUCAGAAAAGAUUGAAAUCAUAAAUAAACUAGAUAAAGGUUCUUCAGUAAAGUCAUUGUGUGAGGCAUAUGGUGUGGGGGUCUCAACAAUUUAUGACAUCAAGAAGCAGCGUGAAAAGUUAUUUAAAUUUUGUGCUGAAAGUGACACAGUUAAAGGAAUUAAUGAACGCAGAAUGCUGCAUCGUGCUAAAUCUGCUGACCAUGAUAAUGUCCUGUAUAAGUGGUUCAGGCAACGUCGUAGUGAGGGGCUCCCUAUUUCGGGAGCAAUGCUGAUGGAAAAGGCCAAACAAUUUCUUACUGAUAUGAAAAUUAAUUCUGUGUGUGAGUACUCUCAAGGUUGGUUGCAGAAGUUUAAACAUAGGCACGGAAUUCACCUCAAGGCUACUGGUGAACAAACUUCUGCAGAUAAACGGGCUGUUGAAUGUUACAUACUGACUUUGCAAUUAAUGAAGGAUGAGGAUCUUAGCCCUGAGCAAAUAUAUAAUGUGGAUGAGACAGAUGUUUUCUGGAGAUGUCUGCCACGACACAGGCUUGCUGGUGCAGAGGAGAUGAUGGUACAUGAUUACAAAGAAUCAGCAGAAAGAAUUACUGUGCUCGCAUGUGCUAAUGUUGCUGGAACACAUAAGUGUAAACUUUUGGUUGUUGGUAAAUGUCCUAAGCCUCGUGUUUUCAAAGGAAUGAAAAUCAUGCCGGUGCUUUAUGAAGCCAAUAAAUGUUCAAGGGUCACCCAGGAAAUACUGAGUGAUUGGUUCCAUAAUCAUUUUGUUCCAGAGGCUCGUGCACACUGUAGAGAGGUUGGCUUGGCUUCAGAUUGCAAAAUUCUCCUUCUUUUAAACAACUGCACAGCUCACCCCCCUAGAGAACAAUUAGAUGCUGAUAAUGUCUUCCCUACCUCUCUACCUGCUAGUUGCUCAUCUUCAAUUCAGCUAAUGAACCAAGGAGUUAUUAGGUCAAUGAAAAGUCACUACAGAAACAGUUUUUUGCGUCGUCUUGUGAGCCGCUACAAUACUGGUGGUGUUGAUGCUUUUGAGAAUGCCUUGAGUCUCAAAGAUGGUAUGUGGUGUUUGGCAAAUGCAUGGGACAGUGUCACAAGGAGAACCUUACAAAAUGCAUGGCGUAAGUUGUGUCCUGUAAUUGUGUUUAACGAUGAGGACACAGGGGAAAGCUCGGAGGGUUUUAAUUUAAGUGAAGCCAAGGCAAUGGUGACUGAUCUCUUGUGUUGUACCAAGCAAAUGGGAAGUGACUUAAAUGAGGAAGACAUUUUGACAUGGUUAAAUUGUGAAGAUAAUACUUCAGUUGUACAACAAGUAACAAGUUCAGAGACAAUUCAGGUAGUUUUACACCGCAAGUCUGAGGAUAGUGAUAACAGCAAUGAAGAAGAUAAUGCUACUGGGGAGAAAAUUACCUUGGAAGAGGGGAUCAGUCUAGCUUCCCGUUUCAUUCGCUUUCUUGAGCAACAAAGCUUUGUAAGCCAGCAAGAUAUAAUGCAUGUACACAGGAUCCAAGAGAAACUGAUAAGUGAGCAACCAAAACACAUGAAACAAAUGAAGCUGCAGCAAAUGUUUGAUGAAGUUGGAAAGUCGUUUGUGCACACACCAUCGACAUCGCUGAGCUCGAUCCCAUCAACCAGCAGAGUCAAUGAAACAAAGGACCCAGAGUUGACUGCUCUUGCUAUCAAUUAUCAUCGAUUUUCUCCUAUGCCUCUUCUAAAUAUUGGUGCAACAAAGCAAUGUAUGGAAUAACUUGUUCCCUUUAAGUCAUCAACAGCAUUUUGAUACAGUACUUUGAAAUUAU